AUGGCCUCAACAGGGGUUUUCGGCCUCAAGCGGCAUAAUCAUUGGAAACAGAAAUGGGGAGCAAAAGGUCCAGAAGAACAGACAGAUGCGGUCAUCAUCGUGGGCAACAUCAGAAUCCCGGUGCACAAUACGAUCUUGGCGGCUGGCAGUCAAUAUUAUCGCCAGUGGCUCGCCAUCCGGCCGCGAAAGACCGAGAUCCCCGAAAUCCAGCUCCAUUAUGUCAAUGUCCACACCGCCUGGAGAGUGAUAGAGCUGCUAUACUGCCAGAGCUACACACUCAAGCCCUGUCGACAUGCCGAUCAACCAGUUGGGUCACAUGACCAGCACGUGAAAGCUCACAUCCGCGCUCAGGGUGACGGUCACUUUCUCUAG
Monascus purpureus is the source of this 372-nucleotide messenger RNA. NCBI's taxonomy places the organism in Eukaryota, Fungi, Ascomycota, Eurotiomycetes, Eurotiales, Aspergillaceae. The record is from the annotation of a GenBank genome assembly.